AUACAAACUCAAAAUUUGUAUGGAAUAUUUUUUUAUUUGUGAAGGGUAAUAUUGGAGUUGACGUUUUUAUCUUGUUAGAUAUUAUUAUCGCUUCUAACACAAUUGUUUAUUAAAAAAUAUGGCCUAUUUAUAACCUUACCGGUCAAGCCAUUAACUCAGUUUAGUUUUCGCUGUUGGCUUGAAUUGAUCAAAAUGAGUUUUGUUGGCAAAGUUGUGAUUGUGACCGGUGCUAGUACAGGAAUUGGUGCUACAACAGCGGAGGCUUUUGCCAAACUAGGUGCCAAAGUCGUUCUCGUCGGACGCAAUGAAGCAAAGUUACGCUCUACUGCAGAUGCCUGCAAAUUAGCCAAUAAGGAGUCCGAUCAAUUGCUUAUCACUGCUGAUGUAACCACGAAGGCGGAAUAUAUUAUAAAUUCAACAAUACAGAAAUUCGGACAAUUGGAUGUUUUAGUCAAUAAUGCUGGCAUUUUUGACGUAGGCAACAUACUGAAUAUUGACGUAGAUCAAUUUGAUAGAAUAUUGAAUACGAAUUUACGUUCGGUGUUCCUUUUGACUAAAUAUGCCGCCCCACAUCUUGUGAAAACCCAAGGAAAUAUCGUGAAUGUGUCCAGUGUCGCAGGAUUGCGCUCAUUUGCCGAUGUGUCUAGCUAUUGUACCUCCAAAGCAGCACUUGAUCAAUUCACCAGAUGUAUCGCUUUGGAUUUGGCACCGAUGAAUGUGCGUGUCAACGCUGUCAAUCCCGGAGUCAUCGCAACAGAAAUUCAAAUUCGUAACGGUAUGACGAUGGAGGAAUACGCAAACUAUUUGGAAAAAUGCAAGGAGAGUCAUGCGCUAGGACGUGUGGGUACAACAAAAGAAGUGGCGGACGCUAUCGUUUUCUUAGCUAGUGACAGUUCAAGCUUUAUAACGGGUGCAACUUUACCUGUCGAUGGAGGCAAACAUGCGCUUUGUCCACGUUAACGGUAUAUUUGAUAAAUAAGUA
This is a messenger RNA of Bactrocera tryoni, 982 nucleotides long. RefSeq lists its product as uncharacterized. The transcript has a single exon. Gene Ontology annotation, molecular function: oxidoreductase activity. Bases 193 to 960 code for a protein of 255 amino acids. The record is from RefSeq and is a predicted model, not a curated record. Lineage: Eukaryota; Metazoa; Arthropoda; Insecta; Diptera; Tephritidae.